AUGGUGAGUUUGUGCCGGUCGCGGCGCUUUGUGGUGGUCAGCGUGUUGGCGGUGGCGGUGGUGGUCGCGCUGGUCGCGCUGCUGGUGAUCCAGCCGUGGAACGGCGGCGACCACCCCCGCUACCCGCGCGCCGCCGUCGCCGCGAAUGGCUACGAGUGCGCUUCCAUCGGACGCGAGAUACUAGAAAGGGACGGAUCCGCUGUUGACGCGGCGAUCGCGACGCUGUUCUGCGAGGGCCUCGGGUGCGCGCAAUGUAUGGGGCUCGGCGGCGGCUUCCUGGCCACGGUGUACGACGCGCCAACCGGCCAGGUGCGGGUAAUCAACGCGCGGGAGAGGGCGCCGGCGGCAACGUACGAGAACAUGUACGACAACAAGUCCUCCGUGGUUGGCGGCCUGGCGAUCGCGGUCCCCGGCGAGCUCAGGGGCUACGGGGAGCUGCACCGGGCGUACGGGCGGCUGCCCUGGCGGGACCUGGUGGCGCCCGCGGCGGAGCUGUGCCGCAACGGGCACCGCGUCAACGAGUACAUGGGCCGCGUGCUCAGGUCCUACAGCGACCGGAUCAAGGCGGAGCCCUCGAUGAGGGAAAUCUACGUGAACCCAGAGACCUUGGAGGUUUGGAACGAGGGCGAUAUGAUACGCGAGCCAACGUUGGCUCGGACAUUGGACGUAAUAGCGGCGGAGGGCCCGGAGGCGAUACACAACGGUUCGCUCACGGCUUCCCUCGUCAGGGAUAUCGAAGCUUUCGGUGGUAUCGUAACAGAAGACGACCUCAGGCACUACAGGGUGGAGUGGCAAGAGCCAAUCGCAGUGCCUAUAACCGACGACUACACGCUGUAUUCGGUGCCGCUACCGGGCUCAGGUUCGGUGCUUGCCUUCAUCCUGAACAUGCUGCGCGGCUGGGUCGGCGACGGCAGCGCCGCGCCCGUCGGCUCCAACCUCUACUGGCACCGCAUCGUGGAGACCUUCAAGUACGCCUACGCGAAGCGCACCGGCCUCGGCGACCCCUCGCGCACCAACGUGCCCUACCUCAUACCUGAGCUCGAGCGCAACCUGUCGUCCCGCGAGUGGGCGGAGGCCUACCGGGAUUUGGUGGACGACGCGCGCACCUUCUCCGAUUGGCGUCACUACGGCGCGCUGUUCGAGGGCGCCGACGACCACGGCACGGCGCACGUGGUCGUGAUCGCGCCGGACGGCAGCGCCGUGUCCGCCACAAGCACAAUCAACUACAUUUGGGGGUCGCAGAGGCGGUCGCAGAGCCUCGGCAUCAUGCUGAACAACGAAAUGGACGACUUCGCGAUCCCCAACCGCGAGUCUGCGUACGGGCUGCCGCCGUCGCCGGCCAACAUGCUGGCGCCAGGUCUGCAGCCGCUCAGCUCUAUGGUGCCGAGCAUCGUUGUCGGCCGGGACGGCGUAGUGCGUUUGGUGCUCGGUGCCGCGGGCGGCACCAAGAUCACUACUCAGGUCUCCCUGGCGGCCAUCCAUACGAUGAUCGAGGGUGGUGACUUGCCUGAGGUGAUGAGGCGGCCCCGGCUUCAUCACCAGCUCGUGCCGAUGGAGGUGGAGCACGAAGCGGAUUUCGAUGCGUCGGUGAUAGAGUCUCUGCAGGCGAGGGGCCACGCGACGACGGCCCGUGGCCCAACAGCGGGAUUCGCGGCGAUGGUGGCGGCGGCACGCGACACAGCGACGGCCACU
Molecule: messenger RNA, 1692 nt
Organism: Iphiclides podalirius (scarce swallowtail)
Lineage: Eukaryota; Metazoa; Arthropoda; Insecta; Lepidoptera; Papilionidae
Source: the annotation of a GenBank genome assembly